Mercenaria mercenaria is the source of this 6840-nucleotide messenger RNA. RefSeq names its product ceramide synthase 2-like. The record is from RefSeq and is a predicted model, not a curated record. The coding region runs from base 376 to 1479 and encodes 367 amino acids. Gene Ontology annotation, molecular function: DNA binding; sphingosine N-acyltransferase activity. NCBI's taxonomy places the organism in Eukaryota, Metazoa, Mollusca, Bivalvia, Venerida, Veneridae. The transcript has 11 exons. Gene Ontology annotation, biological process: ceramide biosynthetic process. Gene Ontology annotation, cellular component: membrane.
GCAAGCAUCUCUCGUGAUCCAGACAAUAUCGAAUACAUGCGUCUCAACAUAAAUUCACAACACGUUUAAAAUAGUUUCAAAGAUGCGGCUCGAUUUUCUUUCAUCUUAUGAGUCUAUGACAAACACAUAUACUUUGAUUUGGUUACGAAGAGUAGUUUUAUGACUUGUAAGAAAUACGUCAAAGUUUAAUAUCAUUCAGCACAGGAUAUUAUUGAGUAUAGGGAAAGUAGGAUAUGGCUAAUGGCUGUUGAGUUGCUAUUUUUAUCUUAAAUAUAAAUAUAUAUCGCCAUGAUUCAUUGUAUUUGUAAAUCACAAGUAGUUGACUAAAUGCAUCAUUUAUCGUGCUAAAACGCGGAAAACAGGAUAACUUAGGGAAUGGUUUUGAACACAGUUUAUUCCUUGAUCUGGAAUGAGAAGUGGUGGUUCCCGAAAAAUAUAUCCGGGCACAAGUAUGGAUGGCAGGAUUUAGAAAAUCGAGCCGGGUCUAAGAUAUAUUUACCGCAGAUAUGGGACAUUCAGUGGGCACUAGUAUUUGGCAUUGGUCUAGUGUUUAUCCGAUAUAUUCUAGAAAAGAUACUCUUGGCCCCUCUAGCUAUCAAACUAGGUAUUCAAGUACGACGUUCACCUCAUGUAGCGAAGAAUCAAAUCCUCGAAGCUGCCUAUAGACGGAAGAAAAAACCAGUUGACGUUGAGGUUUUAUCGAAGCAAACAGAUAUGACAGUGAGACAGGUUGAAGUCUGGAUGAGAGACAGGAAGAAAAUGGACUCUCAUACUACAUUACAAAAAUUCUGUGACAGCGGAUGGCAUUUUCUCUUUUACGUCACAGCGUUUACAUAUGGUAUCAGCGUCAUGUGGAAUAAACCAUGGUUUAGCAAAACGAUAGACUGUUGGGUAGGAUGGCCUUUACAGAAUGUCACAAACGAUAUCUACUGGUAUUAUAUGAUAGAGUUAGCAUUCUACUGGAGUUUGAUAUUUACCCUCAUCUCGGACCCCAAAAGAGCAGAUUUCUACCAGAUGUUUGUCCAUCAUGUAGCUACCAUUGUGUUGAUGAAUUUCUCGUGGAUGGUUAAUUUUGUAAGAAUCGGAACACUGGUGCUAAUCGUUCAUGAUGUUGCAGACCCGUUACUCGAGCUCACAAAGAUGGUUAAUUAUUUAAAGUGGAAGAGAUCUACAGACUGUAUAUUCGUCGUGUUUGUAAUUUCUUGGAUCACAUCCAGGCAUAUCGUUUUUCCUUAUGCAAUUUUGUAUAGCACAACGUUUGAGAUUUUAUCUGUGUUCGGCGAGCCGACGUUUUUCAAUUUUUUCUUCAACUUCUUCCUUUACCUUCUUCUUGCCCUCGGGUUUAUGUGGACGUACCAUCUUUUUAAAGCUGUCAUCAAAAAACUGUCGGAAGGAGAGGUAACUGACACGAGAAGUGACUCAGAGACGGAAGAUAGUCCACACGAAAAUGGUGUUGCUGUAGCCAAUGGGAAAUCUUAGCUUGACGACUUUUCCGAACAGCUUCAGUAGGAAAAACAUGUACAGAGUUCUACUAAGAAAUAUAUCGGCAAGGAAACUGUCGUGCUCCUUUAAAAACGAAUUAUACAACUAUUUUGAACGCUUUAAUUAGAAAUGGGCCGUUCCUUGAGAAAACCAGAAUUAGUAUUUAGUGACAUGAUAUAAUUAUUGCAUAAUAAAUAGUUUAGGGUAGUGAAAACUCACCUUUUUGUGUUCAUGCAUAACUAGAAGUUAUUUUAUUGAAAUUCAUUAUCUUAGACAAAUCAAACUCUAACAUACUUUACAAAUGUUAUUUGUGUUGUCAUGACAACCGAAAUACAAAAUGUACAAUUAAAAGAUAAAGGGAUCGUGAUGAAACCAAAGACGCACGGUUAAGUUGUUUUAAGUAGUUUGUUUUCAAACUCUGUCAGUAAUCAAAUGUAUGAUGUAGAGUUAGUGAGACGAUAAUAUAAAAUAUACACGAUCAUACUACUUAGGCCUACAUAAAUGCGUUUUUGUGACAAAUUAAAGAUAUUGAAAUAAAAAUUAAGUUAAUUUCUUUACAUUUUCAAAUUUGAAAGAAAAAAAUAUGAAUAUUUUGUUAUCUCGAUCUAGGUUUUGUCAUGAAACGGUCCAAGCAUAACGAUUUUAUAAUUGAACAGUAAUACUGUGUCUAUUAACUAUAGAUUCGUUUUUCAAAACCAUAACAAAAAUAACUGAAAACGAUCAUCAGGCGUAUAAGAUACAAAUUUCCCCCCUUCCAUUGUAUCUAGUCAGUUUUCACCCAUAUUCUAGCGUUGCAACGAAAUAAACUGUAUUAAUCUUUCAUUGAAUUGUUUAGUAGCAAUUAUAGGUUAAUAGAUUUUGUAUCAAGUACGCACGAGUUGUGAAGCGGAAAUUUUGCCCAAAUUUAAUAGCGCGAUGCAACUCCGCGGAAAAACGAGUGCAUAUUUCUCGGUGCAGAGCUAUUAAUCCUUAUUACUGCAUUAGCUGUUGAUCAAAAAAUGGGAUAUGUGCAUUUUACAUUUGUUAUUGGCUGUUAUUGUAGACUAGAAACGGGUUUUCUCUCAGCAUAUCCAGGUAUACAGCAUGCAGUAUGCCUUUCUUUAUAAAUUCCUUUUCAGCAUGUCCUAAAUUUUGAAGAAAAACAUCCAAUUAUUUCAUCAAUAUGUUUGAUUUUAAGGUUUUAUAUAGUGGCAGUCGAUUGCAGUGAUAUAACUGCAGUGGAAUUACAGACAAUGCGUUGAUUUCUUUUAGAAAUAAGUAGGGUAUAUUAUCAUGUGGAAAUCUGCCCUUUUGUGUAUAAGCUGUGUAAAGGGAGACUACGUUUACACUCCAGUAGACUCAUUGUUUGUUGGCGGAAUUAAAGAUUGGAAUGAUGAUUAAAAAUACUGUUUGCAUGCAAUAAAUUUCUAUGAUAGAUAUCCACUUUAGUAUAUUUUUACAUGUAUGUUUUUAAAAGUUAAUGUCAUGAACCCCAUCAACUUUGUUUGCCACAUAGACACACGAUACACAAGCACAGACUAUGUUGAAACCCAUUACAACGUUCAUAGACGGAAACCAUAUGUCAAAGACCCAGAUUUUUAAGGGGACUCUUCCAUAGAGUUAAGUCAUUUUUAGAUAAAGAAACACAGUUCUAUUCGGGGCUUCCAAAGCAAUAUUUGUUAAACAGUUUGUAAUAUGAUGAAAAAUUUCCACUUUUCUGCGUUAGUCACGCGGUAUAACUGAUAAGAUUGUGACAUAAUGGUGCUAGAAUUUUAUUCAGCACUUAAAUUCUCAAGCAUUGGUUGAUGGCAUAAAAACACAUGUUUGGGUAAAAACAAUUGACACGUGCAUACUUUAAAGAAGAAAUCUGGGUCAAGAUACAUGUAUGGUUUGAUGACGACUUUUACAAAAGUCCGAUGUUUAUGGCGUUCUUUAUAACAGAACAAGGGUUUUCUGUAUCUCUAUGGACCCCCUUCAGGAGUUCAAGAGUAACCAUUGUAUCAGCUGUAAGUGCAAAAGACAAAGUACAUCCAUGUUGUUUCCGUUCCAUCGAUCAUUUAUAAGUGUAAAUAUGUUAAAAUUGUUAGUGUAUGGAGGAAAGCAAUGUACCAGAUGUUAUUGUUUGUUGUUGAUGUAGAACUUGUAAUUGAAGUUUUUUUUUAUUCUUGAUCUUUUCCACUUUAAGUGACAGAGCUAUGUAAAUGAUAUAAAGUACAUGAAUAGAAACAUAUUGAUACCUCUUGAACCACGAUUUUAAUCUCAUUAAAACGACUAGAAUAGAAUAGAAUAAAAUAGAUAAUGUAAGUUUUAUCACAAAAAUAUCUGCGCAAGGGUUAGUUCGUAUAUUGCCCAAAUAUUCGUUUACUAAACAAUAGCAGUUUCACUGAGUAUUUAAUUGUUUGAUGGAAGUAGUUAUUACAAUUGUGCAUAAUAGAUCUAACUUUCCUGUUAAAACGCAUAUAUUGUUCAUUCGUAUUUAAACUUGGGUAGAUUAACGGGUAUCGACACUAGUUUGAUAUUAACAGAUAGAAAUUCUCAAAUUAAACUUCAGUUUUUGCGAAAUAGUACCAAUUUGUGAAGUUUUUGGAGUACUCUGGCUUUAUUACAGUACACCUAGAAAUGCCCACAUUUAGUUGUCAUUUUUGUAUAAUGAAAUUAAGCGUCCUGGGUAUAUGCCGACUUUGUUUCUUGCCAGUCUCUGUGUACAAAUGUAUUUGCUUUGAUCAUGUCAAAUAUCUGAAAUAUUUGCUUUAAAUAGUCAUGUAAGGUGUCUGAAAUAUUUGCUUUGAUCAUGUACAUUGUAUCUGAAAUGUUUGCUCCGAUCUAGCAAAAUAUCUGAAAUAUUUGCUUUGAUCAUGUACAUUGUAUCUGAAAUACUUGCUUUAAUCAUGUACAUUGUAUCUGAAAUAUUUGCUCCGAUCUAGCAAAGUAUCUGAAAUAUUUGCUUUGAUCAUGUACAUUGUAUCUGAAAUAUUUGCUUUGAUCAUGUACAUUGUAUCAGAAAUAUUUGCUCCGAUCUAGCAAAGUAUCUGAAAUAAUUGCUUUGAUCAUGUACAUUGUAUCUGGCAUAUUUGCUUUGAUCAUGUACAUUGUAUCUGGCAUAUUUGCUUUGAUCAUGUACAUUGUAUCUGAAAUAUUUGCUCCGAUCUAGCAAAGUAUCUGAAAUAUUUGCUUUGAUCAUGUACAUUGUAUCUGGCAUAUUUGCUUUGAUCAUGUACAUUGUAUCUGAAAUAUUUGCUCCGAUCUAGCAAAAUAUCUGAAAUAUUUGCUUUGAUCAUGUACAUUGUAUCUGAAAUAUUUGCUUUGAUCAUGUACAUUGUAUCUGAAAUAUUUGCUUUAAUCGUGUACAUUGUAUCUGAAAUAUUUGCUUUGAUCGUGUACAUUGUAUCUGAAAUAUUUGCUCCGAUCUAGCAAAAUAUCUGAAAUAUUUGCUUUGAUCAUGUACAUUGUAUCUGAAAUAUUUGCUUUGAUCGUGUACAUUGUAUCUGAAAUAUUUGCUCCGAUCUAGCAAAGUAUCUGAAAUAUUUGCUUUGAUCAUGUACAGUGUGACUGAUAUAUUUUUUUUGAUCAUGUACAUUGUAUCUGAAAUAUUUGCGUUGACCAUGUACAGUGAGACUGAAAUAUCAUCAUGUACAGUGUAUCUAAAAUUUUUGCUUUGAUCAUGUACAUUGUACCUGAAAUAUUUGCUAUGAUCAUGUACAGUGUACCGGUAUCUGAAAGAUUUGCUUGAUCGUGUACAUUGUAUCUGAAAUAUUUGCUUUGAUAUUUUAUAAUCUGCAUAAUAUGCAUAAUUUUUACUAAUUGUUUUACGUACGUUGAUUUAAAGUAUCUUCAGUAGUACAUGAUUUUUUAUUAAUUCAGUAUCAUUAAUGAUGCAUAUCUUUUUUAUCAAAACCAUGCGUUCGUUUUACAAGUGUGUUGAACAAGUCACAAACUAUAGUGUUGAUUAUUGAUUUUUGUAGAGUUAAUUGACAUUGAAAUCCGAAGAUACAUUGCCCAUUUUACCACUUAAACAUUUUUGUUUCUUUCAUUUUAGAAUUUGUUUUGUUAAAGGUUUUGAGGACAUGCUUUCAGAUUUUCAUCACACUGUUUCAAGAGAUGACAAUGUCCAAAAAUAUUUUGUGUUCUAAUCUAAUGCAUUACGAGUAUGCUAUUGAAAUAAGAGUUGAAUUCUUUCUUUUUUACAUCAUAUAUAUACUGCGUUAUUAACGCAGAAGAACCUUUAUUUUCUCUAAACUUAAUAAAUCGCUCUUAUGUUAUGUUUUAUUUUUGAUUACUAACAUAAUAUAAAACAAUUUCAAAACAUAAUGUCAUAAAUCAUGGGGAGUUCUUUUAAAGGAAGUGUUAAUUGAUACUCGCAGUUUAUAUUUUGUUAUGUUCCUUUCUUUCUUUUGUAAUGUUUUACAAUAUGUUAUAUUUAAACAGAAAUUCCAGCUUAAUACUCACUGGUUUGAGUUGAGUUUGCACAGUGCUUAUUUUUAGCUUUUGCUAGAAAAUAUGUUACUAUAUUUUGCUAUGUUUUUGACUUAUAAGACCUGACCUUUUUUGUGCACCUGUAAUUCGAAUCAUAAAUUGCGUUUACAGUUAUUUUUAUAUGCACUUGUAUUUUAUGUCAUUAUUAAAUGUACACUUCAUUGUAAGUAACGUAUUCCGCCAGAUGAGACUGUGUUACAUAUUUUUGUAGUGCACUACACACUGCACAGUCUCUAAGGUAAUAUAGUGGCAUUUGGAGACCAGUUUGAAAAACUUCAAAGUCCGAAUGUCUGUUUUUGAAAUGCAGUCACCAGACUGAUUAAUGGCAAGGGAGCAGUUGGAGCUGGAAACUGGUCUCAAAACUCAGAGUACGGCUCUUUUCUAUACGCUACCCGUGUCACUGCGGCCAUAUGAUAGGUAUAACACAAUUAAAUUUUUGAAGCAAAGUUCAACCUAACCCUAACCUUUGGUGGUGUGUACCUACUCUGUGGAAUGUUUCAUAUGGAAAAGAGUUUUUUCACCAAAUGCUUGGAAUACAGUGUUCAAAAAUUGAGUUUGACGGAUCACUCAAAACUCCAGUACCAUCAAGUUGGUUGUUUUAGCAAAGUUUUGAAACAGACCAGUGACAAGAACUCAUUUUUACCGUGUCUCCUUACUCAAGUUUUAUAAAUCUUGACCCAUGAAAGGCCUUGAACCUCUGGCCUGUGCACUUACCAUAACACCCACCAGUAAGUGUAUAUCAAGUUAAAACUAUAACAAACUACGAGCAUACGUCUCUUUUUCAAACGAAUAUACAUGUGGGCAACUUUUUAUUUUAUAUUUCAUUUAAGUUUCCAAAACAAUUAAUAACCAGGAUAGGUGGAUAUAAAUUUGAUUUGAAAGAAAAUAAAUAGUCAACAUUUUUAA